Dalotia coriaria is the source of this 4256-nucleotide messenger RNA. It is a transcript of the gene fmt, whose product is annotated as phosphatase 6 regulatory subunit 1-like protein fmt. NCBI's taxonomy places the organism in Eukaryota, Metazoa, Arthropoda, Insecta, Coleoptera, Staphylinidae. The coding region runs from base 392 to 2815 and encodes 807 amino acids. Gene Ontology annotation, cellular component: nucleus; cytosol. Gene Ontology annotation, molecular function: protein phosphatase binding; protein phosphatase regulator activity. The transcript is spliced from 14 exons. The record is from RefSeq and is a predicted model, not a curated record.
AUCUGUCAACGGUUUUCAUUCAACAAGUGCAUUAUGGGAGCAGCGGAUGAAUGAAUGGUGGCCGCUUUCCGUGCGUUCCUAAUCAAGAAUUGUAAUCGGUGCAGAGGGUGUACGAGACGCAUCACACCCCCGAGUGCAUCUGGUGCAAUUUCGUGCAGUUGUGCAGGCAUUCGGACAGACACGCACACCGUGCGUGCAAGUGACGUGCGCGCGCGCUACCCCUGUGAUAUGCGCUUCGUCGCGGCAUUCUCCACAACCAAAGCGAGCGCCCAGCAAUCCGAUAAGAAGAGGUCAUCCCCGAUGAACCUAACCCACGCACCCCGAGCGGAGCCGCUGUAUUUGUAAUCUUUUUUCAUACAAACACACACGAUUUAGCUUUAAAGACGCCAACAUGUUUUGGAAGUAUAAUAAUCCCUCGUCGUCGCAGCUGGAGACUAUUCUCAGCAAACAAGAUGUUACACUUAAAGAAGUCAUGGAUGAAGAGGACAUUUUAAAUGAGUGCAAAGCUCAGAAUAAACAACUACUAGAAUUUUUGAUAAAACAAGAAGUCUUGCAAGAGUUGGUAACCCUGACUACAACAGAACCACCCGAGGAUAUAGACGAACGCUCCCGAUUUAAAUACGCUAAUAUUGCCUGUGAGAUGAUAACUUGCGACAUUCCGUCGUUGAAUGAGCGUCUCGCCGGCGAUGAAACACUCCUGUCGAAACUAUAUGCCUUUCUGGAUCGGGAGCCGCCUCUGAAUCCACUGCUAGCGUCGUUUUUCAGUAAGAUAAUGGCCGUCCUCAUCGCGAAGAAAACCGAGCAGAACUGGUUGUCUAACCAGGUUACGUGUAUCCAAGUUAUUGACUUCCUGAAAGCAAAGGAUAACUUUGUCCAGCUGCUGCUCAACCACAUCAGUACAUCGGCGAUAAUGGAUCUUACGCUCAAGUUGAUGACGCAGGUCGUUGAAGUUCGACAAAAUAUUUUAAAUUAUUUGGACAGUCAGCGAAUAAUUCAAAAUUUAGUCGCUUUGUUGGAUCCGAAGGUAGACAGCGGCCGGCAUAAUAAUGUUGCUCAAUUGUUGCGCGAUUUUAUCGUGCAAGCGAGAGAUAAUCAGCGCAAUUCUACUGAACGUAUUGAUCCCGAUCCAUUGCUAAAUGCUUUAGAAUCACCUGAAACGGUGGCUUUACUCUUGGACCACAUUCUGGCCGAGGAAAAAUGCGAGACUGCUAUUGUUGGCGGUAUUCAAGUACUUUUAGAAUUGUUAGACGCCAAUAAAACUAACAUUCCGUUUGCAUUCAAUUACCCAAACGCCAACUACGAUGACCAGAAUGACAACGAUGGCCGCCAGCGCGUGGUGGAAUCAACGCUGAAAGAAAUCCAGAAGCGUUUGAAAGACUUUCACAACCUGCUGCUGGAUCCGCCGAAGAAGGCGUCCAUAUUAACCACGGUGGGGUUGUUGGAACCACCGUUGGGGAAUACCCGGCUGCAGGUGACGCGCCUUCUUGCUACGUUGAUUUCGAUAGGCGGUGGUGAACUGGCGCAGGAGGUGAUCUCUCUUGGCACCAUGUCGGUUCUCAUCGAUCUGUUCUUCGCCUUUCCGUGGAAUAAUUUUCUGCACACGCAAGUCCAGGCGUGCAUCUCCGCCGCCCUCAAUUUUAAUCUGCCCUCCGAUCAGGGUGAUAACAUUGCCUUAUCUAAACAUUUAUUAGUUAAUUGCAAAUUAGUCGAAAGGAUUUUAGAAGCUUGGAAGGAGAAUGAUGAAAAAAGUGAAACGAGUCCAAUUGGAAACGCACGCCGCGGCUACAUGGGCCACCUAAUUAAUAUAGCGAAUAUUCUAGUAAUAAUGUGCUCCGAUACUCCAUUAGGCAUAAUGCUUAAAGAUAAUUCGCCGGAGACUGCCGAGGCGCUGCGCGCUUUCAACGAGAAUACGCUGACCGAGGCCAAUCGCGUACGGGAAGCUCUGCUGGCUGGAGUUCAUCCGCACACAGUGAACGAAGACAGCGAUGAAUACGAGAUAUCAUUUCCUACCGCCGGUUCCGGCUCACAAAUUUUCACCGAUUACCAAAACCAACAGCUAUCUCUGGCAAAUUUCUACGAUGCGUACGGUGCGUACAAUGAUGAGGACUUUGAAUUCAAGGACGGUGAAGAUGCCUUACCAACAAUUGAAAGCCGUUCCGGUAUGAAUUUCGACCUCUCCGAAGGCGAUUUGGUACAGCAGCACGAAUUGUUUAAGCAGGUGUGUGCGCAGAAUAUCAACACAUUGGAUGAUGCGGACGAUCAAAUUUUCGAUGAGAAGGAACACACUUUUCAGACGGUUAUUGAAAAAGAUGCAGAGCGCAACAGUAGUAGUGAUAGCGAGGAAGGUGAUGAUCCUUUGAUGGAAGCUGAAUUGUGGAAUAGGCCGAAUGAAGCAAGCGAAGCUCCGUCGAUGAUUAUCUCCGAGGAUCCAUGGGGAGCUAAAAGUGACACGGCAAGUACAGGUGGCAGUGAUUGGGCCAACUUUAGCGUUGCUGUGUUUGACGCUAAGUUUGAUACAAUCGAGAAACCAAAUGAAGCUGUGGCGCCAGUACCAGAAAAUGAUUUGAAGAUUGAAAAUGUCGAGACGGAAGCAGAGGAAUCGCCAACUGGAGUCAAACAGGAGAGUAUCGAUAUUGCUCAAUUACAAAUCGAGGAAAAUGCAGUUGCAUCGACAACUAACGAGACUUCCGCAACAAAAGACAACCAACAAGUGCAGAACAAAGAAACAUCCAAGAUGGAAACCGAUACAAUGCAAAAGGAGGCCGUAGUAAAGUCGGAGGUCACGCCGCCCGCAAUUCCGCUCCCGGAAGCGUGAGUUCGCCCGUUGGGAGAGACGACAUAUCACGUUAGAAUGUCUCCGUGUGCGUGUGUGUGUGCAACGCCAUUGCCGAAAAUCAUGCGGACAGAUUGUACAGUAUUUUGUAAUUACCAGGUUUUAAUCGUCACCCAGACUAAACAAAACACUACAUACGAGCAACAGGAAAGCAACCAAACCUAAAAUAAACUAUAUUAAUGUAAUCGACUGUAAACGCCCCGCAAAAUGAGUGCUAGAUUUUCACGCCGACCCCACCCACGCUCACACGAAAGCCAAAAACUGAAAAAUCACUAAAUAACCGCAUUUGUUUGGGUAAAAAUCUUUAAAUUUCGAUCUGUUUCAAUAUUUUCUACAUUCAACAAAGCAAUAUGCAUACGAACAACACACAUAAUGUAAAAUGGAUUUUUGUGCAAUUGAAUAUUCCCAAAUCACACACAGACUGGUUUCUGAAUGAAAACUGAUGAAAAUGCACCUAGCGAAUGAAAUUUGGCGAAAAUAUCUGUUCAGUAUUGUGAUAUCGAUGGAGGGAAAGACGUUUUUACAUGUUUCAGUUUUAUAGUGAAUUUGCUAAACGCUGCACAUUGUUCGAUUGGCAACUGAAUCAAAAACCAUUCAGUUUUCGAUCGGAUGACGUGAAUAAUUAGAACAGAUUUUAAAUGCACCGAAUCACGCCUAGUGUGAUCGCAUGUGAUCGCUCUGUUCGAUAUAUACAUAUAUGAAAACUAUAGUAAUUACUUUAUCGUGCCUGUUAAAACGAGGAACUGUGUCGUACCAAAAAAAUGAAAACACUGAGAUAAUGAGGAUGUUGUUUUUACCGCAUCGUUUUUUAUCAUGUUUGGCGAACUUUUUAUAUCGUAGAUACUUAAUUUUAAACGCGCGCGCAUUAAUCAAUUUUUUACCCCGCAUUUUUAAAUCUAUACAGUCCUGAAAAUAAUAUCACACUUCUUUUAUAUAUACACGUUUGCAAACGCAUCAUUUUUAUAUUAUUGAAUUUAUUUGUUGUUGUUUAACGAAGAAGACGGGCGCAGACUGUGCAACUAUAACUUCUGUGAUUAUAGAUUGUGACAAAAAAAACAAACUUCUUUCACGCAUUAGGUUUUAUUGGUAGAACGAUUGUACACACGAUGCGAUAAUGCGUUUGUUUCUUUAAUUGAUUGUUUUUUUUUUAUUAUGAUUAUUAUUAUUGGGCGUAAGAUUUGAUCGAAUACUGUGAAUUGUUCUCUCCCAUCGUACAGUGCCUAGGCAUACAGUUGAUUGUAUUUGUAAAUCAUUCACUUUAUUGUUACUAUUAAAUGUUUUCAUUGUUUUCGAGAUGGAUGAGAUGAAAAUAAUGAUGAGGAAUGUGUUAGCGGGAGGAUGAACAAACAAAUGAGGAACGAUUGUAAACGAAAUGUAAAUUUAAACUUACUUUAUUGGUUUCAGUAAAGCAUUUUAGACAUGA